Messenger RNA from Diaporthe amygdali, 3096 nucleotides. RefSeq lists its product as uncharacterized. Gene Ontology annotation, molecular function: phosphopantetheine binding; catalytic activity. The coding region runs from base 1 to 3096 and encodes 1031 amino acids. The transcript is spliced from 2 exons. The record is from RefSeq and is a predicted model, not a curated record. NCBI's taxonomy places the organism in Eukaryota, Fungi, Ascomycota, Sordariomycetes, Diaporthales, Diaporthaceae. Gene Ontology annotation, biological process: amino acid activation for nonribosomal peptide biosynthetic process; secondary metabolite biosynthetic process. Gene Ontology annotation, cellular component: cytoplasm.
AUGCAGACCAACGGCGCGUCACACGACCCCAAGCCCCUCGGCGCCACCGUCGUUGACCUGUUCGACGCCUGGGCCGCGCGGGAUCCCGACCGGCUCGCCGCCGAGUGGCAAGAGGAGCAGCUCACGUAUGCCGAGCUGCGCGCGAGCUCGCUGCACGUCAGCCGGGCGCUGCUCUCGGCCGGCGUGCAGCCCCGGGACCGCGUCCCGCUCCUGACCGAGAUGUCGCUCACCAUGCUGCCCACCGUCAUCGGCAUCCUGCGCGUCGGCGCCUGCUACGUGCCCAUCGACGUCGUGGCCUGGAGCAGCGCCCGCGUUGAGUCUAUCCUCGCCGAGAUCUGCCCCGCAGUCGCCGUCGUCACGAGCCCGUGUCCCAGCGUCGUGCUCCCGCCCGUCACCGUCAACUUCCAGAAGGCGUGGCUGCAUGCACCGUUCGUCGACGACGAUGGUGGCUUUGAUGCGCGGCUGGACGAGAUAAAGAAUGGGAUCCUUGAAGAUGACCUUGCGUGGAUCGUGUUCACGUCCGGCACAACCGGCAAGCCUAAGGGCGUUAUGAUUUAUCACCGGGGUAUCUACGCCGUCUCGAGGGUCAAGAUGGGUGACGAGCUUGUAGAGGCCGCGGAGCAAGGAGGAGUUGUGUUCAAAUCAUCAGGUUGUGCCGGGGUUGUCUGGAUAACUCUGGCAAAGGGCGGCAGCUUGGUCAUGGCUUCGCCGUCCAACUUCCCCGAAGUCUCCUCAACCUGCGCGUUGUUGAGCAUGACGCCGUCGAUGCUGGCGACCAUGGAUCCCGACGGGCCCUAUGACUCCGUCCGCCACAUAUUCCUGGGCGGUGAGGCGCCCGCCUUGGACGUCGUCCGCCAAUGGAUCACUCCCAAUCGGAAGGUGAUGACUACCUACGGCCCAUCGGAAACGACCGUCACCAUCAGCUUCGGACAACUCAAGCCCGACGAGGAGCCGCCGUUCGGUGAGCUAAUUCCAGGCGUCGAAGUGGUGUUGAUCGAUGAGGACCUGAAGGAGUGCGAUCAGGGCGAGGUCCUGAUCGCCGGGCCUGGGCUCGCUGCCGGUUACCUCAACAACCCACAGCUGACUGCGCAGAAGUUUAUCCAGUGGAACGGCAAGCGGUUCUACCGGACGGGCGACCUCGCUCGCAGGACAGAGGAUGGACAGCUCGUAUGGGCGGGCCGAUCCGACUCUCUGGUCAAGAACCGAGGCUUCCUGAUCAACCUCGACACCGAGGUCGAGGCGUCGCUGCGUUCCUAUGACCCAGUCUUGUUUGCUGUGGCAUUCAUGUGGCGCGGCCGACUAGUUGGAUGCGUCCAGCCGGCAACUGUCGACGUCGACGCGUUACGCCAGUUCAUGAAGGAGCGCAAUGAUCCUUUCGUGAUCCCCGACAUCCUCUUGGCCAUGGACAGUUUUCCCUUAAGGCCGAACGGAAAGACGGAUCGAGAUGCCCUCAAACUCGAGCUAGAUACUCAAAGUGAGGCAGAACAGAGCCUCCUGGAUCAAGAGAACCCAGCCUCGAUCUACGAGAUUCUGUGUUCGGCCUACUCCACUGUCUUACAAGUACCCUUCCAACAGGUCAACAAAGAUUCCUCCUUUACAAAGCAGGGAGGAAACUCCCUAGCAGCAAUCAAGCUCGCCAGCUUCCUCAAGAAGCAUGAGUAUCCGAUUUCAGUGAUCCAAAUCCUGAGAUUGGACACGAUAGGCCAGUUGGAGGAAUACCUGCAACACUUCUCGUCUUCCGAUGGACAGGCGAACGGCAGCGAUGACAGUCCGGACUCCAAUUCAGACACAGUACCAGUCACCGACGUGCAGAAGCUGUUCCUCAACCGCUCCGUGAACAACCCCAAGUUCUGCGCCCUCAUCGGCGUGAGCAAGUAUGUCGGGGACCCUGCGAAGACGCCAUCCGCCCAGGAGCUCCACGAUGCUUGCGUCAAGGUCUGGUCAGCGCACAGCAUCUUCAAAACGCGGUUCGACCUGGCCAACUUCACCAUGUCUGACCUGGGACGAGUGAACAUGGAGUGGCGCGAGGUGAGCGUGGACGAGGCCAAAUUCGAAAACGCCUGCUCCGAGGCCGAGGCGCAGGCAUGGCGGGACCUGGACGAUGUCAAGCCGUCGGACAACGAGGUGCCGUACUGCAGCAUCACCUGCGUGUCGGUGCCGGGGCGCAAGGCCCUCGCCUUCGUCAGCCGCACGCACCACGUCCUCGUCGACGUGUUCUCGUCCGCCAUCCUCUCGCGCGACGCCGAGCUCGUCCUCGCCGGCCAGGACCUGCCCCCGCGCCCGUGUUUCCGCGCCUUCGCGCGCUUCCUGCAGAAGCACAAGCAGGCCAACAUCGACAAGGCGAUCCGCACCUUCAGCGAGAUCGUGAACGCGACGCCCGCGUCCUCGAUCUUCCAGCCGCCGCGCCCCGCGAACCCGCCCCCGGCUGAUGCCUUCGACCUCGUGCGCCUCAAGUCGCCCGUGUCGGUGCGCAAGUCGGAGCUCGACGUCGCCGCCCGCCGCCUUGGAAUCACCACUAGCACCAUGGUGUACGCGGCGUGGGCGCUGUUCCUGAGCAGGGUGACGGGGUGGGACCGUGUCGGCUUCUCGAUCAGCCUGGCAGGGCGUACGUUGCCGUGGCCGGGCACGCAGUUCCUAGUGGGCCCGCUGCUGGGCACUGCCCCGUUCGGGGCGUGGGUGCCCGGCGCCACCCGCGUGCGCGAGUGGCUCGUCGACGCCAUGCACAAGACGACGCUGGACGUGCUCGAGUUCGACGGGUUGCCGAACGCGCUGCCAACCGCGCUGACGACGGACCGCCGCACCGUUACUACCAUCGUGCUGUCCUUCCUCGACGUGCCGCAGCUGUCUUCCAAUUGGUCAUACAGCGACAAGCAGCGCCAUAAUUACCUGCUCAACUGGUCGAUUUUCCAGGACGAGGCUGACGGCGUGAGUACGGUGUUCGAGGUCCAGUCGCGGCAGAUUGAUCUCGGCUGGGCCGAGCAGGUGCGCCAUAUCCCCGGGCAGAUGCUGAGUGCGUUGUGCGAGGCUACGGAAGAAACUUUGGUUGCGGAUCUGCUGAAGCAGAGUGCGGCCGUGGUAAAAGACGCGGGGGUUUAG